Messenger RNA from Elaeis guineensis (African oil palm), 1793 nucleotides. The record is from RefSeq and is a predicted model, not a curated record. Lineage: Eukaryota; Viridiplantae; Streptophyta; Magnoliopsida; Arecales; Arecaceae.
GCCUUAGCGUUUUCUGUUCUCCGCAGCUCUUCCUUCCGCCUCUUGUUUUUUUGGUUCUCCCUCCCCUUCGUCGGUUGUUCAGGGGUGGAAGGAGUCUUGGCCGGGGAGGUCCAUCUCGUCGUCCUCCUCUUUUUCGGAACCCUAGAAGUUAGCGUCUGGAGAAGAAACCCUAGGCUCUCGAUCUUGGCUUCUCCGCAGGCGGAGAGAUCUCUCUCGGUGUCUUCGAUGUCGUGCAGCUGCCUUGUUCUCCAAGAAGUGGAAGACGGGGAGGAGGCCAAGUCCAAGACUAGGGUUUCUUCUUCUUCUUGUUCUUUUUCUAGUUUGUAUUCGGGGUCUCGGAGAUGUCGGUCGGAGAACAUGUUCCCGAUCUACGCCAUGGGGAAUUGGAAGCUGAAUUCCAUUGCCCGGACGAUCCUUGAUUCCGAUGGCGACCCCAUUUGGGACUCUGUGAGGGCCGAAGCUAAAUCCGAGGCUGAGAGGGAGCCAAUUUUAAGUAGCUUUUUGUAUGCCAGUGUUUUAUCUCAUGAUUGUUUAGAGCGGGCAUUGGGGUUUGUACUUGCUAACAGGCUCCAGAACCUGACACUGCUGGCUACUCAACUAAUGGACAUUUUUGAUGAUGUUAUGAUAAAGGAUAGAGGUAUUGGACGCUCCAUUCGUUUGGAUGCUCAGGCAUUCAAAGAUAGGGAUCCUGCAUGUGCAUCAUAUAGCUGGGCACUAUUAUAUCUUAAGGGCUACCACUCUCUGCAAUCAUAUCGUAUAGCACAUGCUUUGUGGAACCAAGGACGUAAGGUCUUAGCCUUAGCAUUGCAAAGUCGAAUUAGUGAGGUCUUUGCCGUAGAUAUACACCCAGCUGCAAGAAUUGGAGAUGGAAUAUUAUUGGAUCAUGGAACAGGUUUAGUUAUUGGUGAAACCGCUGUUGUAGGAAAUUGUGUCUCUCUAAUGCAGGGGAGGUUUAUUUCCUUCCAUGUGAAAAUUUGGUCACAGGGUGUUACAUUAGGAGGGACUGGUAAGCAAAUUGGAGAUCGGCACCCUAAAAUAUGUCAAGGUGCUCUUAUUGGAGCUGGUGCGACAAUCCUUGGUAAUAUUGUAGUAGGUGAUGGUGCUAUGAUUGCAGCUGGUUCCCUUGUCUUAAAGGAUGUUCCUCCGCACAGCAUGGCAGCAGGAAAUCCGGCUAGGGUAGUUGGUUAUUUAGAAGAUGAAGAUCCAUCUCUAACCAUGAAGCAUGAUGCUAGGAAGGAUUAUUUCGAACAUGUAGCUGUUUCUUCUACGGAUGGGAGAGCUAAUGGGACUUUUCACUGCAAAAAGGAAAGUUGAAUGGGAGAUGCAGAGUUUAGAUAUAUGAUGCGGCCCUCUGUGCCUCAUCGGCAUUACCAGCUGGCUAAUGCUAUGUUAGACACCCCCUUCUUAAAGGGGCAGUUGGGGUAAUGCGCUUUUCCCAAAUCCUCCUUGGAGGGGUCCAACACCAAAAAUAAUGUUACUUGGACAUAAUGCUUAGAAUACAAUUUGUUGUUUUACUUGUUAAUUUGUGUGAUAUAUAGUGUUUGUGGUUAUAGUUAACUGAGAUGUCAAAAAUUUUGGUAUGAAAUACAAUAUUAACAAUGUUUCUUGAUGUUUUAGUAUGGCUUUCGUUUUCUUUUGAAAUGAAGCCGCUGUGCAAGUCAUGAGAAAAAUUACAGAAACUUUCAUUGAAGUUCUUGUUGACCUGAUGUAAUGAUGAAUAAACAAAAUCUAUUUUUUGAGGAAAAAUGAUAAGCAAGGAGGGUACAUGUCAAAAUUUUGUGAUUUCUGUGAUA